Messenger RNA from Austrofundulus limnaeus, 520 nucleotides. RefSeq lists its product as uncharacterized. The record is from RefSeq and is a predicted model, not a curated record. Lineage: Eukaryota; Metazoa; Chordata; Actinopteri; Cyprinodontiformes; Rivulidae.
UCUCAAGUCCAGGUCAUCCCCAGAAGCCAGGUGAGAGAGCCACCUACUUUUAAAGGGGAGAGUUCUGAUGCAGUUACGGUUGACGAAUGGGAGGACUUAAUGAGAAAUUACAUAAAAAAGAGCGUCAUACAGCAGGAACACCAGGCUGAGGAGAUUCUGAUCCAUCUUAGAGGCAGAGCGAGGGAUGUUGUCAGAUGUGGAAUUCGAAACUGUGGAAUCGAUGUUCAGCAAAAUCCACAAGCCAUCUACACGCUUCUUCGCAAACAUUUUGGUUCUGAUCAGUGCUCUCCUGUACCACUUGCUGAUUUUUACUCCACCAGACCAAAAGAAAAAGAGGAUUCAUUUGAAUACUGGCUGAGAUUGAAUAGAGCAGCUGAUGUCGCUGUUAGCCGUCUUGAAGAACAGGGUAAAACAUUUGACAAUCCAAGUGUCGAAGUUACUCGCAUGUUUAUCAGACACUGUCCCAGUAAAGAUUUAGCACUCACCUUCCGAUCCAAGACUAUUGAAAAAUGGUCCGCAC